AUGGUUGUCUUGUCAGACUACGGCUGCUCCACUUCAGUGUUUGCCAAUGCGCCAUCAGACUGCGCAGUCUCCAGGGGCACGCUAUUCAAUGCAAACCAAUCUGCUAGUUGGCAUGAAUUGGGUCUUUUCACUAUAAACCAGAAUGGAGCGGGCCUCGAAGCCAACCUCGGGUAUGAUCAAAGAGCAGACUUUGCUCUAGAUACUCUGAGUAUUGGCUUGACCGGUCCGACGCUGAAGAAUCAGACUGUUGCGGGAAUUGCAACCCCCGAACCCUUUUAUCUUGGGGUAUUUGGGUUGAAUCCUCAACCUGUCAAUUUUACCUCGUUAGGGAAUUUCUCUUCGCCCUCAUUCCUCACGACGCUAAAGGAUGAGGGAACUAUUCCAAGUCUUAGCUGGAGCUACACGGCUGGUGCCAAGUACCGCUUAAAACAGGUCUACGGUCAACUAAUAUUCUCCGGCUAUGACACUUCCCGAUUUGUUGAAAACUCAGUGUCAUUCACCAUGGCCGAAGACAUCACUCGUGAUCUGGUAAUUUAUCUCCAGUCAAUCAGCUAUAGCGGAUCAACGUCAGCCACAUUAUUAUCCGACCCGAUCCUGAUAUUCAUCGAUUCAACUGAUCCGAAUCUAUGGCUGCCCGGAAGUGUCUGCACCGAAUUCGAGAAGGCCUUUGGACUUACACUCGACAGUGAGAGUGAUUUGUAUUUGGUGAACGACACUCAUAACACGGAUUUGCUCAAUUCAAAUGCGCAAGUGUCGUUUCGAUUGUCCGAUGUGGCUUCUGGCGGAGAUGCCGUGACAAUCACUCUUCCGUAUAAUGCUUUCGCUCUGACGGCGAAGGCUCCCUUGGUCAAUGAUAGUAGCUACUAUUUCCCGUUGAAGCGUGCGGCCAAUUCGACCCAGUAUACCUUGGGGCGAGUAUUUUUGCAAGAGGCAUAUCUCUCGGUCGAUUACGAGCGCGGUACCUUCAAUGUAUCAGCCUGUGCAUGGCACGAAAACGCCGAACAAGACAUCACCACGAUAACUUCCAAAGACUACAAGCCGACCUCUUCUUCCGGAACAAGCAGUUCAGAUGACUCUUCAUCCCUCAGCCACGGCGCCGUAGCUGGCAUCGCCAUUGCAGCACUAGUUGGCGUGGGCAUCCUCGCAGCAGUCCUCAUCUUCUUCAUCCGCCGUCAAUGUCAAAAGACGGCAUACAGAGCGACUUCCCCAGAACCAGAUGUCUCUGUACUCUCCGGCCCGGUACAUAACGCCCCUCCUCCUGACCCGAGUGAUCAAUCUGCCCCAUACCCACCAUUUUGGUCUGCGGAUGCGAUAUUUAGUGGUGUUAGCGAGAGUAAUAAUGGGCAUAGUAGUGGGAGUGGUCAAACCCAUGAGCAAAGUGUUGAUGAGCGGGGUAUGGAGUUGGAUGGUCAUGGUACACAGGUUAAUCCGGUUUAUCAUGAAUUGCCAGGGAGUGAGGUUGAGAAGAUGCGGCCAGAACCAGAGCUGGGGCGAUCGAAUACCCGUUACGUGUAA
This is a messenger RNA of Penicillium subrubescens, 1515 nucleotides long. RefSeq lists its product as uncharacterized. Bases 1 to 1515 code for a protein of 504 amino acids. The transcript has 4 exons. Lineage: Eukaryota; Fungi; Ascomycota; Eurotiomycetes; Eurotiales; Aspergillaceae. The record is from RefSeq and is a predicted model, not a curated record.